AUGGGAAAGAGAGUACUAUUCGUUCUUGUAGCAGUGGCCCUUGUUAUGGUGCCAAAAAAUGUGAGUGCUCAAAACUGUGGGUGUGCUGAAGGGUUAUGUUGCAGCCAACAUGGAUACUGUGGUACUGGUGAAGCAUACUGUGGCACAGGGUGCCAACAGGGACCUUGUACUACAACAAGUUCACCUCCCAACGAUGUUAAUGUUGCUAACAUUGUCACAGCAGAAUUUUUCAAUGGCAUAAUUGAUCAAGCUGAUUCUGGUUGUGCUGGCAAGAGCUUUUACACGCGAGAUACUUUCCUCAGUGCUCUCAAUUCCUACAAUGAAUUCGGUAGAGUUGGUUCCGAGGAUGACUCCAAACGCGAGAUUGCAGCUGCUUUUGCUCAUUUCACACAUGAAACUGGACAUUUUUGUUACAUUGAAGAGAUCGACGGUGCAAGCAAGGACUACUGCGACGAGGAAACGAUUGCACAGUAUCCAUGCUCUUCUAGCAAAGGCUACCACGGUCGUGGUCCCAUCCAAUUGUCAUGGAACUUCAACUAUGGACCAGCAGGACAGGACAACAAUUUCGAUGGAUUGAAGGCGCCAGAAACAGUGUCGAAUGAUGCUGUGGUGUCUUUCAAGACAGCAUUGUGGUACUGGAUGAAGCACGUGCGCCCUGUCAUCAACCAGGGCUUUGGUGCAACCAUCAGAGCCAUUAAUGGUCAACUUGAGUGUGAUGGUGCCAACCCCUCCACUGUUCAAGCUCGUGUUAAUUACUACACUGAAUACUGCACACAAUUGGGUGUUGCCACUGGUGAUAAUCUUACAUGCUAA
Molecule: messenger RNA, 813 nt
Organism: Sphenostylis stenocarpa
Lineage: Eukaryota; Viridiplantae; Streptophyta; Magnoliopsida; Fabales; Fabaceae
Source: the annotation of a GenBank genome assembly